GACCAAAGUGGCAAAAGUUUCCGUUACCAUCAAGUUGAAAGAUAUCACUGCCUUUGUUGCAACCAAAUUCAAAGCCACAGGCGCGUCCAGAGGUAGUACCUGCUGCAUUACAUCCACCGAUGUUGGCAGCGUCACAAUCACAGUUGGGGCUUACAACGCAACGGGCAGAGGCAUUGGAAACAAGAAAGACCAAAAGGCCAAAGAUACCGAAGAUAAUUUGAUGGAUAGAGAA
This is a messenger RNA of Racocetra fulgida, 232 nucleotides long. NCBI's taxonomy places the organism in Eukaryota, Fungi, Glomeromycota, Glomeromycetes, Diversisporales, Gigasporaceae. The record is from the annotation of a GenBank genome assembly.